GUGAUGAGAUGAUGAAGACGAUAACCGAACCUUUUUUUUUUCAGACGAAAAUUGCAGUGAGGUUCACGUUUGAUUGUCUGAUGGAGAAAUGCAAAUAAGACAGAAAAUUCAACAACUUGAGAUCUAAUUUCGUCCCUUAAAUCAUCUUUGGAGCCGCAGUUUCAGAUUUUGCUUCCAAUCGAUUCACUCACUGACGAAUUCCCAAAUUAAAAUCCCCACUUUCCCCUUUUGAUUUCCCUGCUUUUGUGGGUCGUUUCGUUUCUCUUUAUACCCUCUUGGCUUUUUGGCUGCAGAUUUUGUUGAUAUUCUCUCGUGGGAGGUUAUCUUAUGAUGGGCUGUUAAAUUGCUUUAAUUUGUUAAAUUUUCGUUGGGAAUUUUUGAAGAUUGCCUCUUUCCUCUUAGAAGAUACUAGUUCACCUGACGAAAACAUGGCUCAGAAACUGCAAUCUAUCAAAGGUGGUGGAGGAUCCAUUAAGGUUGGAGCUACUGGAACUAUUAGCUCCUUGAUGAUGAGGGAAUUAGAGUCAAUGAGAUCUGGCCCCCAGAAGUCGGUAGCUUCCAAAAACAAAUCUUUGUCGUCUACUACUACUACUUCUACCUCGUCUGCUGCUUCCAUUCCUAAAAGAUUGCAACAAAGUAGAUCGUUAGAUGAAGUAAGCAAUGGUAGAAGAUAUAAUAGUGUCAAUAACAGAAGCUUUGGGAACUCUCAUAAUAGUACUAAAACCAGUUCGAGGGAUGUCCACCGAAUGCCAAUGCUUGGUUCUAAUGAUAAUUAUACAGAUGGAAACAACAGCUAUAGAGGGAAACCAGAAAGGAAAGGACUUAGAGCAGUUGCAAUUGUGGAUGUAAAGUGCAAUAACCCUGAUAGAGCUUGGGCUAGUCGCCCUCUAUCAAAUCGACUCAGAAAACUCGGUUUUGCAAAGCUAUCUGAAACCUUUGCUUGACACUAAAAACUUUCUCCAUUAGUUUAAAUAGGCUGCAUUCUAUCUGAAUCUGUCACUUGGCAGGAGCUCCGCCACCCUCCAAGUUUUCUUAUAGAUUUUGGGAUUCAAAUGACAUAAAGGGAGCUGCAAGUCACAUUGGAGAGCCGAAAUCGACCUUGGGUUGCCCUUUUCAUCAGGAGGCUGCUUGCAUUCAAGUGUCUUCUAGGCAAUUUAGCUUGACUCAUCACCCGUUCGUGCUCCGCCAAUCCAGUUGGAAGCUACACCGUGUUCUAGUCGUUAGACGUUUUAUUUCCUUAAUCAAAAGUGAAAAGAAAGCUGGCUUGGCUUUGUUGUUUUCUCUUGGAUGGUAAUUUGUUCUCUUCCCAUAUUUGACAUGUUUGCACUCAAAAACAUGUAAGUUGUGUAAUAGUAAAGAAUUUUUCUUUCCCACUUGGGUCUCUUUUUGCAUUUUUUCAGUGUAUUUCAACCCAUUGCUUGCUUAUGACUAUAAUUUGCUCCAAAUUCUUUGCUUUUUGCAAGUGAUCUAGUAGACCAACUUACCAAAGUUUCCAUUGA
This is a messenger RNA of Momordica charantia (bitter melon), 1499 nucleotides long. RefSeq names its product hexon. The record is from RefSeq and is a predicted model, not a curated record. Lineage: Eukaryota; Viridiplantae; Streptophyta; Magnoliopsida; Cucurbitales; Cucurbitaceae.